CACCCACAGCUAUAGAAGUCUACAAUUGCUGUUGCUUUCUUCCCCAAAGAAAAUGACGUCACAAUCUUCUUUGAUCGAGUACCCGAUUCUAUAGCAGUAACAAUGUAUAAUGUGUCCUUGUUUAGCAUUGAUCUGAAUAAAACGUACAAAAAUAUUCUUACUGCAAAUCAAAGAUAUUGUUUUGAAGAUGUGGUGGAUGGGAAUUAUUAUGUAUCAAUAGAAGUCAUUACUACAGAUGUAAAAUGUUCAGAUAGUUGUAGAUUCACAAAGUCUUCUUUUUUCAAAGUUGGAAAUCCUAUGAACAAGGGAAAGUUUUCAGGAGUCAGAAGAAAUGAUCACACUGAAAACACAGUACUGUCUGUCAUAGGGGGAGUGGUUGUGGGGGUUUUACUGUUGGUCAUUUUAUGCUACAUGUACUAUCGAUGGAGGAACAAUUUGUCCCCAAAAGACACAGAGAUGUAUGAUAAUCUAAAGAUACUUUUGAUUUACUCCGAUAACCGAAAAGAAAACAUUAUUUUAGCAACGGAAUUUGCAAAGUUUUGCAGAAUAAAGUUGCAAAUAGAAAUAAUUUACGAUAAACUGAAGGAUGAGAUGACCAAAAUAAAAGACGUAGGAUAUGCAUCAUGGUAUAUGGAAAAACUAGAGGACCUACCAGCUGCCAUUAUUUUGUGGACCCCUGGAUCUGAUACUAAAGCAGAAGAAGGCACAAAAUCUAACGAGUUUAAUGUUGGUGUCACCUUUGCAUUAAAUUCAAAAACAAACGACGAUAAAAGGAUAGCGUGUGUCUAUUUUGACAAGGCACAUAAAGGGUCGAUUUCAAGUGAUAUACGAAAGGAAGUGCGUGUAUUUUGUAUUCCUAAGAAAUCUGGAGACUUAGCAGCUUUUUUACAGGGACAUAAACGUUUAAGACAAGUAAAUAUUAACAAAGACUCCAGUCUAGAAAACGCCGUACUAGCAAUAAAUACAAAUAUUAAUAAUUCUAAUGAUACAAUGAUAGUGACAUCUGAACAAAAAGAAAUAAUAGAAAAUGAGGAAACAAAUGUCUUAUCUGAGGAGGAACUUGAUGAAGAAAUAUCAAUGUUGAAAAAAAAGAUUGAAAAAAAAAACACUACAAAUCUUAGCAAUUCCAGCAAAAGUUCUACAUCUAAUGGAGAAAUCCCCAUUUAUAACCCUUAUUGCCCAGUACAUGGGGAACAUUCCAAAAUGCGCAGGGGAAAUACGUCUCACCAUCCUCAUUCCGCCUCGGAUAGAUCAAGUUGUCUUAAAAAGCACCAUCAUAUAUUCCCUGGAGAGACAGAGCAUCAAUACUCUUGCCCUAGUAAAAUAAAUCAAGAAUAUACUGACCAUAAUGUGGAUUCUUUUAAUAAUUCCGUGCAUUACACAUUGGAUGAGCCAUUGCUAACUGAACAUAAAUGUGUUCCAUUUCAUUCACAUUAUCCCAACAGAAUGGAAUCCUCUUAUCCCAAUUCUGCACAGGAUCAGUUUGCUCCAAAUCAUGAUCAAGGAUAUAAAUAUGAAUAUGUUCGACAUUCACGUAAAAGUAAUGCACCAAUGUUACUAAGACAGCACAGCGCUGGGGCAGAAUAUAGUGCGUCAACAAGGAGAAAGAGUAAAGAAUAUAAGGAUUAUAAUCAAAGAAAAAGGGACAACCUAACGCCAUAUGACAGUGACUCAUAUGACGAAGAAAUUGAAAACACGCCACUAAAUCAUCCGAAAUUCUACUUGGAAGAAGAAGAAGACGCACAACCAUCUAACCUUUGUUUAAAGACGUCAAAUAAGUCGUAUUCUCUAGACAGUAUAGAAUCCAAUGAUUCCAACUAUAGUAAAAGGAGCGAUAGUAUAAGUAGUUACGACCUAAAGAUGUCACUUCAGAAAUUUAUAUGAUUAAUUUUGCUGUUUCCA
This is a messenger RNA of Saccostrea cuccullata (small rock oyster), 1902 nucleotides long. RefSeq lists its product as uncharacterized. The transcript is spliced from 4 exons. The record is from RefSeq and is a predicted model, not a curated record. NCBI's taxonomy places the organism in Eukaryota, Metazoa, Mollusca, Bivalvia, Ostreida, Ostreidae. The coding region runs from base 103 to 1884 and encodes 593 amino acids.